Hippocampus zosterae (dwarf seahorse) is the source of this 6638-nucleotide messenger RNA. RefSeq names its product ring finger and CCCH-type domains 1b (gene rc3h1b). NCBI's taxonomy places the organism in Eukaryota, Metazoa, Chordata, Actinopteri, Syngnathiformes, Syngnathidae. Gene Ontology annotation, molecular function: metal ion binding. The coding region runs from base 391 to 3744 and encodes 1117 amino acids. The transcript has 19 exons. The record is from RefSeq and is a predicted model, not a curated record.
CAAGCACCCUUUGUCCAUAGGCUCAGUGGCGAGCAGCACGAAUAAGUAGGCCACAUAAGUAGUUGUUUUGGGCUUGUUUGCUCUUGAACCUACACCCGAUAGUUGCUCACAAUUCUUCGGAUUUGCAUUUGGGACACUUGAAUUCCUCUGGCGUUUUGUUUGAAUGUUGAAUGCUUAAAUAGCGCUAAAAUAGGGAAAGGACUCGCUAAUUGUUUAUUCAUCGUGUGAUGUGACCCAGAAUCCACAAUGUGUGAGGACAUUUAGUUCGGAAGAAAACAAUUCUUGAUUCCAGUGGAAUCUUUCAUAUAUAUUAUUAUUAUUAUUAUAUUUUUUUUCUGUCAUAGUUUAUACAUAUUUGCACACACUCGUCCCCACCCACUUAUAAUCAUCAUGCCAGUUCAAGCACCACAGUGGACAGAGUUCCUGCUCUGUCCGAUCUGCACACAAACGUUUGAGGAGACCGUUCGUCGGCCCAUCAGUUUGGGCUGUGGACACACCGUCUGCAAGAUGUGCCUGAACAAGCUGCACCGCAAGGCCUGUCCCUUUGACCAAACGGCCAUCAGCACGGACAUCGAGCAGUUGCCUGUCAACACAGCCCUGCUGCAACUGGUGGGAGGCCAGGUUCCUAAGGCUCAGCCAGUUGCCUUGAUUAGCAGUCCUGAGGACACUCAGCACUAUGAGGAGGCGAGGCAGUGCGUGGAGGAGCUGGCCCUCUACCUCAAGCCCCUCAGCAACACACGAGGGGUUGGUCUGAGCAGCACGACCCAAAGUAUGCUGAGUCGACCCAUGCAGAGGAAACUGGUCACUCUGGUCCACUGCCAGCUGGUGGAGGAGGAGGGCCGCGUCCGGGCCAUGAGGGCCGCCCGCUCUCUGGGCGAGCGAACGGUUACGGAGCUCAUCUUGCAGCACCAGAACCCCCAGCAAUUGUCCUCCAACCUGUGGGCUGCGGUCCGUGCACGCGGGUGUCAGUUUCUUGGCCCAGCGAUGCAAGAAGAGGCCCUGAAACUGGUCCUUCUCGCACUGGAGGACGGCUCGGCUCUGUCUCGGAAGGUUUUGGUUCUCUUUGUGGUCCAGAGGCUUGAACCUCGCUUUCCACAGGCCUCCAAGACGAGCAUCGGCCAUGUGGUGCAGCUCCUCUACAGGGCCUCCUGCUUCAAGGUGACCAAACGUGACGAAGAUUCUUCCCUCAUGCAACUUAAGGAGGAGUUCCGUACUUACGAGGCUCUGCGGCGCGAGCACGACUCCCAGAUCGUGCAAAUUGCCAUGGAGGGCGGCUUGCGCAUCGCACCCGACCAGUGGUCUUCACUCUUAUAUGGCGACCAGUCGCACAAAUCACACAUGCAGUCUAUCAUAGACAAGCUGCAGACCCCAGCAUCCUUUGCCCAGAGUGUCCAAGAACUCACAAUUGCCCUGCAGAGGACUGGAGACCCAGCCAACCUUAACAGGCUGCGGCCUCACCUCGAACUGCUCGCCAACAUUGAUCCCAGCCCCGACGCUCCCCCUCCCACGUGGGAGCAGCUCGAGAAGGGCUUGGUGGCGGUGAAGACGGUCGUGCAUGGACUUGUGGACUUCAUCCAGAACCACAGCAAGAAAGGAGCUGACCCUCAACAGCCUCCUCAACACAGCAAGUACAAGACGUACAUGUGCCGUGACAUGAAACUGAAAGGAGGCUGUCCCCGUGGAGCGAGCUGCACCUUUGCUCACUCUCAGGAAGAACUGGAAAAAUAUCGAAAGAUGAAUAAGCGCUUGGCAGCUCGCCUCCCCGGUUCAGGCGGCCCAGAAGAGGGACUUUCCCUCGACGUGGCCAUGACCAGGAAGCCUUCGCCCCUCACCAACGGGAACAUUGCAACCUCCCUGCCCCAGCUCAUCGCACGCGGUGCCGACACGGUCCCAUAUGAACUGCUGCGGAAGCCCCUCAAAAUGGACGGAGGGAGUCCAAGUGCCCCGGGAUCGCCACCUGAUCUGCUGGACCCCGUGCCCAAGACUGGUAUACCUCUGCCACCUCACGCCCUGGCUCACCCGCGGAUGGCUCCAGAGCAUCUCUCCGGUGUGAAACAAAUGCCCAUCGCCCGAGGUUCGCCCGUGUACCCCCAGCAGCAGCUCCCUGAGAUGUUUUACUCUGACACGCGACCCCCACCAUCUGCUUCCCAGUAUGAGCCAUCACAGUAUCCACCAGGGUACCCCUACCAGCAGCCACCGCAGUAUGUUUCUCGCGAUUACAUCCGUAACCCUCUACCCCCUAGCGACUCAGGAGCACCUUACCACGACCCAUAUCCUGGUUACGGCCCAUCAGAGCGCCCUUACCAGUCCCCCCACUCGGGUCCCCCCUUUUCGUACCCUCACCCGUCACACUAUGAGCGUGUACGCCACGGGACCUACGCCGGCCCGCCGCCUCCCACGCAGCCUUACCCAUCUCAGAGGGAUGGUCUGGUCAGGAUAAGCUCCACGCCAUUGGAUGUUUCCCCGCAAUCAGCCGGACAGACUAACUCCAUGUACCACCACGAGCCCAGUGUGCGGGAUAGAUACCCGGCCGAAAGCUACUACCCACCUGGAGCCCAAUCGCAAACCAUGAGGACUUGUGUCAGGGCAUCAUAUGCCGGGUCCCAGCCCAGUCUGGACUAUCUCCACCGCCGCCGCCUGGAGCUCCUCUCGCAGCUGGAGGAAAGGAAAGUCAUCUCUCCUCCGCCCUUUGCGGCCUCCCCCACUCUCUCGCACCCGUUUCCCAGCGACUACCCUCCGGAGUAUGGCGACGAGAGCUCCAAUAGCAUCGGGAAAUGCAGAGAGCCAGACUACGCUGGCCAAUACUCGCCCUGGUCGUGUGAUACCAUUAGCUCCUACAUUGGCUCUAAGGAUGCCAAACCCAAAGAUGUUAUGGUUCCUGACACCAUGGACAUGAUGAAUGUGGACGCUAAGGUUCUGAGGGAACCAUCGCUGGAGGCUCCUCGCAGGGGGGCAGAAGUGAAGGACGAUGACCCCAUUAUUCCAUUUGGUCCCCAGCCCACCGUGUCACGCUUUGGAGCCAUCUCCCGUACCUCCAAGACGGGUUACCAGACCGGCCCUGUCCAAGCUAUGGUCUCCACAACGCAGAACCCAAACUCUAAACACAUGUCCAUGGCCGAAUACAUGUAUGGAAGCCAUGCGGGGUGGGGCGGAACCUCGUACCCUUCCCACCAGACAGCCCAGGACAGAGAACAGUUAAAGAUUGAGCUGCAGCAGGUCAACCAGCAGAUCAACCAACAGACGCAGAUGCAAAGCAUGGAGUCUGCCAGUAACCCUUUACUGCUGCAGAGAGAAGCCAGUGCCUUAGCAGGCCCGCCGGUGACCAGCAGCCAAGUUCAGGCCGCCGCCGCUGCCGCUCAGUCGCAGCAAGGCCCCAAGUGGCCAACAGGGGGAGCCAGUGCUGCGGCAGUCUCCAGCGAACAGCUAAGCCUGGAGCUCCACCAGGUGGAGAGAGAGAUUGGAAAACGCACCCGUGAAAUGGCUCUGGAGAACCAAGUGGCCCACGAGGUCCAGUACAAGAUGAAAUCGGCUGAGAAUGGACAGCCUGAGCACAAGACUCAGCUGGAAGAAAUCUCCCUUGCGCUCGGUGAGGUGUCAAACGGCUCCAGUAGUCUGCAAGAAGGUGCAGUGGGCGGGUCCAUGCUGUCACUGACAAACAAGACGUCUACGAUGAGCCUGUGUGCUGACCCGGUCGGCACGGGCUCAGAAACGCAGAAGAACGGGGUUGUCCAUUCCUGCUCUUAAGCAGUACACACACACACACGCGCACACACACACACAUAUACACACACACACAGAAGAUGCUCUGUUAAAAAGCAUGCACAGGCAUACAUACACAUUCGAUUUAGAAGAUGAGCAGUAUCUGCCGUGAUAUGUACUUUCUUUCUUUUUGUUCUGUGAAUGAGCUUUUUUUUUUUUUUUUUUAAAUUAAUGACUUUCCUCGCCUGGAAACCAGAGCAAAUGUUAACAUUUCUUUGUGUGUGUUUGUUGUUCCUUCUCUUUUUUUCCCCCCCCUCUUUGAAUUCUAGACUUAACAAGGCUCACAUUCAGGAAGAGGAACAGGGUGGUGAUGGUGACAGUGGCACUGAAAAGGGAAUCACUUGUCCCACCUCUGAACGCCCCCCCCCCCUACCCCUCCACCGCCCUCCACACACACACACGCACUCAACAUUCUUACCACAUGGCGUGCAAAACGACAAUAACAGAAAAACGGUUAUUGAGGCAAGCAGCCUCCGGAUUCUAUCGGCAUACUUACGCGUGGAGGAGAGCAGCAACACGCAAGUCAGCCCCCCCGCCCCCCUGAAUUGUUUAAAGAAAAACACACACAAAAAAGUGGUUGCACAGAUCCAGAUGGUCUGGGAAGGGAAAGAACACCACCUGACUGCCACAAGAAGCAUCAAUUAUUUUAUUUUAUUUUUUUAAUGAAUGCAUUUUUAGGAUGUCUUGUCUUUUUUUUUUUUUUUUGCAUACUUAACAUCAGUAUAUUAAAUAUUUAAUGGACGCAUUCUGUUUUAAAGAUUGCAACUUUCUUGAUAAGGGAAUGUGCUUCUUCCUCACCCACUGUGGUCACAAUAUUGCACCCCCCCCCCAAAAAAAAAACGCAAACAAAGCAAAAGUGCUUUGGCUGAAAGCACAUCCUCAGGCCGGCUGCAUCCUGCAUCAAGGUCAAACUUGACAGAUGAGACUUUCCCUCCUCAGAGCUUCUCGUCUGGCCGCUCACAAAAAGCCUCCCCAUUGGGAUGAUCUCAUCGCAUGGUCGCCUAACUUCUAUGAAGUUGCCCCCCCCCUUUUUUUUUUUUAAUUUUUGGGGUUUGGUUUUUCAUGCUUUACAUUGUUAGGGCUUUGGGGGGUUAGGGAGGCUCAGGCGGGCUGUUUAGUGUGCACUCCAAACCAUCAGGAACUGCCAGGAAAUGUUUUUCACAGUAGCAGCGUUCACUGCACAUAUUUAAGAAGCAUCACACGCUCCAGUGCUGUCAUCAUCACCACCGCCAUCAUCACCACUAGGCGAGGCGCGUUAACGUUUACUGCCGUCGCAUGACACAGGCCGCCACGGAGUCUGUUGGGAGGUGGACGCCAAUGUUUUUGUGUGUCUGGAGCUUUUCUCGACACUCGCCUGUUUUUAACCCCCCCCCCCCCCCCCCCCUGCAAAGUGCUACAUUUAUCGUUUAGGUACACAGCUCACUUAUACAUACGAGUAUGUAUACAUACAUUAAUAUACUAAAGCACUAUUAACGUGCCACCUCUUAUUCUACUCGCUCAGCAUUUAUAUUAAAUGAUCUCUACUUUAGAAUCGAGAUGUUUUUUUUUUGUUUGUUUUUUUGUUUUGGUUUUGACGGUUUAUUUUUCUGUCCACUGGUUGCCAACACAGACUUUAUCCUUUCCCAGACGAAGGACUUUCUGUGCGCAUUUUGACGUGUGUUCACUUAAAUCUUUUGUGUUCAAACAAAGAUAAAGACUAUGCUUCCGAAGAAGACAAAAAACAAUUCUGUAACUUUUGGGGGGAGGGAGGGGGGAGAGAAUUUUUUUGAGGGGGGACUUUAAUGGAGCUUUGUGUGUGUUUGUUGUAUUGUAGAAAACGUACCCUCGGUUUUUCCCCUCCCCUUUUUAAUAUCAUUUGCCCUCCAAAUUUGCUGUAAUUGAUGGAGAUGAGAAAAGCGUUCACAUCACCCCUGAAGAGAAUACUCGGCAAGAUGACUAGACUGACCUCGGAUCAUCCUCAUAUUUCUAAACGUUAAGGCCUAAAUGGUAUGAUGCCGCAAUGUCAUAAUCGCCCCUUUACAAACAAUGAAAUGCUGCCAAGACAAUAUAUUUUUCAAGGAAACUUUUUUGGCCCCCCUUUUUUUUUUUGCUUUCUGCAAUAGAAUGAAUGCGACCUGCAAAUCAACAGCUGAUGUACUUGGGUAACAUUCGCAGUCAUUUAAAAAAAAAAUGCUGUCCGUUGAGCUGUUUUUGUCACUUUAUCAAAGUACAAAAAAAAAAAAGUCUGCCUGACUGCCCUCCCAACACCGUUUAGUUCGGACGUCAUCACAUUUGGGGCUUGACCACAUCGCGAAUAGCAAGACAUGCCGAUUUGAUGUUUCCGAGGGGAACUGCUGCCUACUGCCCGAUCACUGACAUUGCCCAGUUCAAUUCCCAGCUCCCUUUUUUUUUUUUUUAAACCUGAGCUGUGUUACCGCUGUUUGAGGCUCGCCUUUUAUUUCACUGACUUAGUGGGCAACAAAAAUUGCAAAAUGAUUUAUUUUAUUUUUUAUGAUUGCUUCCCUUGUAAAAAUAAAUAAAAGUUAAAAAAAUCUCUUAAAUUAAGGUACAGGUUUAAUUUCAGCAAGGAAAAAAAAGGUUUUAUAUGUAUAUUAUACUCCAUUAAGGAAUGUCUAGAAUUAUCUUCCUCCAAUGUGGAUGUAGCCAUUACGACGCCAUUUUGACUUUGUAAGAGAAUUCACUGUGUGAAAAUUGGUUUGCAUUUUUGUAUAAUACAAUCUGCUUUUUUGUUUGUUUGAUACGAGCAAGAGGUCAAACUGGAAGUUUGAGGAGGAAAAAAAUAAAAUGAACCUGUGAAAUUUGACACAAAAUGUAACUUAUAUACGACAGUGAUUCCGAGUUUAGGGGGGAAAAGAUUAAAUGAGAUUGCUAACUCUUGA